GACACAGGCGGCCGCGCCCCACGAGUGACGGAGCUGCCGCGCCCAGCGAGUGACGGAGCUACCGAUCCGACAGAGACAGUGGCUGAGGCUGUGGCAGACAGUGAUACCUGAUUGAAGGGACAACAUCAGCGGUGAGGCGAGAGAAGAGCGGCUGGAGGGGAGGAGCCGACCCGAUUGAAAUGGACGGAGUGGCCGUGCCGUGACGGCGCUCAGAGCAGUGUGCCGGGGUAGGAGGCGGUGACGGUGACGGGGCGUGGCUCGCCACCAUGGACUCGGAGCCGGGAUGCUGCUGGCGCUGCGGGGAGCCGGCGCAGGGCAUGUGUCCCAUGUGCCAUCUGGCGCUCUACUGCUCCAACACCUGUCUCCAAGACGACCGAGCCUCGCACCUGAGCGAGUGUGACGAGGCGGCCAGCACCGAGUUGCCGUGCGCCUACUGCGGCCGCAUGUCGCGCGAGCUGUCGCGCUGCGCCCGCUGCCACCUGGCCGGCUACUGCAGCCGAGAGUGCGGCGAGCUGGACGGCCGGCGCCACCUGCCCGCCUGCCUGGCCGGCCGCGACGCCGUGCUGCGCCUGGCCAACCGGCUCAGCCACGACGCCGAGCCCUUCCGACUGCCAGUCUACUUCGGCGACGGCGUGCACGCCCUCAACCUGCUCAGGAACACGGACCAGCGUGGCGAGGAGCCGUGCCAGGUGCUGCAGCUGUCGGCGCAGCUGCCGCACCUGCUGCGCACGGCGGCGGAGGUGUCGGAGAGCCGGCGCCCGCUGCUGGCCACGCUGGCCUCCGACAGCGGCCACCAGCUGGCGCGCGCCUACCUGCUGCUCUACCUGCUGGCGCGCGAAGCCAGACCGGAGGCCAUCGUCCAGGUGAUGUACUCGCUACGACUAAGCGCCGAGCACGCGCGCUUGCUGCAGGCGGCGCUGGAGCAGCUGGUGACGGCCACCUACACCCAGCUGCUGCAGCUGGUACCCUGGGUGCGAAUCGGCCGCGCCGCGCUCUCCCACUGGCAGGAGGUGUGGCGCGCCUGGCUGCACGCCAUGCAGGACGCCGGCUGUCUGGCGCGCAUGGAGCGCUGCCGAGACGCCGCCAUGGCCGAGCCGGAGACCGCCGCCAAACUGGAGCGCUACCUGGGGGCGCUGCCCGAGGGACAGCAGCGCUCCGCCAGAGACUUCCUGCUCGGUCACGGCACGCUGAUAGGGGACCGCCAGCGACGCGCGGCCGCCGACUGUGCCAACGUCACCCUGCUGGCGCUGAACCCGCGGGAGUCGCGGCACCGCGAGGCCUUCUCGGACCUGCGGCUGGGCUCCAACCCGCCGGCGUGGCUGGAGCACGCCGCCGGAGCGGACACGGUGCUGGCUCCGGCGCCGGUGCCGGCCGGCCCGCUCGCCGACUGGGACCGCGCCGAGGUGCAGCGUGCGCUGGGCGCCGACGCCGACCCGCUCGAGGGAUGUCGGAUGCUGGCCGAGGACGGCGCCGAGGCCGCCGAGGCGCGCGCUAUCGCCGGCCAGCUCAGCGUGCGGCUGGUGCAGUUCUCCUCGCUAUCCAAGCUGGACGAGCUGCUCGCGGACCUGCGCUUCGAGCGCGUGUUCACCGCCGACGCCACCGACCGACUCGGGCUGUUCGCCGUCCUCGAAAUGGCCGAGGUCCUCCUGGCGCCGGUACCGCACUCGAUGAUAGUAACUAGUCACAGUCGCUGGGCGACCUUGUUGCCGCCAGCUGGAACGGCGCUGUCCGCCCUGCGCGGCAGCGGCUCUAUGCACUGGGAUAGAGAGAUGGACAAGGAGAAGUUCCGAAUUCAAACCUACCUACAAGCCGAGAGACUUGCGUACGCGGCCCGAGCAAGACAGAAAGACGUUCUCGAUCCUCAGCUUCGAGUACCGACCUUACCAGAAGUCACCACCUUCGGCACACUCCUGAUGACAAACUUCUCGCGUCAACUAAAUGCUGCCGUACCGCACAAAUUCCGACCUGAGCGAAGACUAGCCUCUAGCGGCGAUGAGAUGAUCCGCUUCCUCGAGUGGUGCCGUGACCGGGAAGGAGUUCGUAAGAGGCUCGCUAGUCAGCACGACUGGGAAAACCUUCAGGCUGCCGAAGAAACAGCGGCGUUGGCGAGGGCGGGAGCGGUUGCUCGCGGUGCGGCUCAGUCGCCUGCCCACCGAGGUCCCGGGCUCUAUGAGCGCCAUGUGCGGAGUCCAGCAUAUGAGGGAGAUGCUAAGGUCACCCAUGGAAGCAUGCGGCGACAGGCCGGCUCGGAUCGACGUCCACCUGCCAUGGUACAGUCCAGCCCUUCCCCAAACCAGGAGUCGACACUGCACCCUACCCAUCACCCAAGCCGAACACAGAGCGCUCGGCGACCGCGCCGCGCGCCUCCGGCCCAGAUCGUCCGCACCGGUUCAAUGCCGGCGACCCGGCGCUCCAGAUCCGAGAGCCGCGGGUUCCAGCCAUCACGCGAUUCGCCACUUUACGAGAACCCGGCGGCGGCAAGAGAGGCGGCCAGAGAGGAGGAGCGCGCGAUUAGGCUAGCAAGGGAAGCAGAGUUAUACGAGAACCCAGCAGCAGCUAGAGCGGCCGCGAGGGAGGCGGACCGCACGACGAAAGAGGCAAGAGAGCUGGACCCCCAGGAGACAAAAGUGAUGUCAAUAGAGCAAGCCCCACUGCAGCAUCCUCAGUCGAAUCAAGCACGACCUCAACGGCGAGUUAGCAGGCGUAGGACCCUUGAGGUCGAUCCCGCCAGUCGGUCAGUUCAGUCGUUGGAACCAUUCCGACGUUCCGCCAGUCUACGACUGGGCAGCAACCACCCUUCUGCAGGAAGAGCUCGGGCUCCAUUGGCUGGUGGAGAACCCGUGCCACUACGAACAGGGAAGCCCCAGGCCAAUCGAAAGCCUGCACCAUUGCCAAGAUCCUUGGAAAGUAACUUCCCUAGUUUGCGGUCUCCACAAAGCCCGAAUGGAAGCACGUACCCCGACGUCCCUACGAGCGAGCAAGACAAGUCAACACCGAGGAACACCCCGCGCACUGCACAACGUGAGCCCAUUUACGCCUCAUCCCAGAGCACACUUCGGUCCUUACCACCACAUCAACAGUCCUCAGUCGGUCGGUCUGGGACCCCUCAGUUUUCGCUAGGUCCGGACGGUAGACCGUAUGCAAUGCAUGGCGGGCAAGGGAGGGCGAGAUCACCGGGCAACGACAGCCUGAGCUCCCAGCAAGACAGUUCGCUAUCAGCUAGCGAAUACUCGGCGUUGCAGACUCCCGAGGGCCGUCGUCGAUUGGCUAAUAUGUUCACCUACCCGCCCAAACGUUCGGAACGUCCAGCCAGCAUCAGCUCUUUCCCGACCAUGUCUCGGGAAACGGCAGGUAAUCCGCCGAGUCUCCCAGUCAAGCGCUCCACCACAAGGCGAGAGACUCUUCCCAGACAGUCUGAGUCUCGUCAUGGUCCUCAGCAAUUGAGCCAGCCGGGGAGAAAGAAUCCUUAUGCUGCUUUGAUCCUGCCCAAAGAGGAAACAGAGAGUCUGGCUUCACGUCGGCGGUCUCGUCCACCAGACCGCGCACACACCCUACCGAGCCGGCUUUCUGAGCCAGUGGCUCAACUUCCGACUGGUCAGUACCCUCGUUCCAACAAUGGUGCGCCUGUGCCGCCUCCCAGGAAGAAGCAGUCAGCUGAGACGCUGCACAGCUCCGAGUAUGAUGACUAUGCUGUUCCCCAGCCAAACCCGAGGCGAGUCGAAGAGGGACCCUUCAGGCAGCAGUCCGCUGCUGGUUCUGAGGAAACCCUGGUGCCAUCUUCUACCAGCAGCGAUAAAGACACGGCCGAUGGUUCACCCACCGGUAACAACAACACAGAGCCUAAUCAGCCCCCAGCCUCUCCCGCAGAAAUCGACCGGCUCACCCAGUGGAAGGAACGAAAAAGUAUUGCUGACUGGCUUCAACAGGAUCGUACGCGUCAGGACGAAUUCGACCGUCGCGCUCAGCCAACGACUAAAGACCUCCGUUGGACGCGAUCUCAGCUCGAGCCUCUGCCUUCCACAUCACCUUUGCCGACACGACCUGGUCGCAUCACACCAACUUCUUCCAAUUCGACAUCUGCUCCGUCGGCCUCCGCAACGGAGCAGCGUCAUGCCUUUUUGCGCAGCCGAGAGACCACAGAGGAAAAACUGCUAAGAUCUCUAGAAAAGGCUGAGACCGCCUGGUGGGUAAAGCGGCCGUCUUCGACCGACACGACUACGUCUGAGGAGCGCUCAUCACACACUGGCAGCUCAUCCAGUCGUAGAGUCCCGCGCAACGAGCAAGCCAAGUCACCUACGGAAUCGUCAGCUCGGGGCCAACAUGAAAAGCUUGAGAGUCAGGAAGCAGUUCUUUCGACGGACGAGCUUCCACACAGUGAAGGUGAGCCUCAGACAAUCGCUGAGCUUGGUCUGCGGGACGAUGCCGCUGCCUGGGUGAUGGACCAAUGCCUACAAGAAGUGCUAGUUGAAGAACAAGAGACCCUGCAGGUGCAGCUGAUUGAAUGGAUGGAGCGUGAGAUAGAGAAUGAAAUGCUGUCAGCCAAAAAGGCAUUAGAGGAGCUGAAAGUGGCAUCGAAAAAGGCACGAAAGGGGAGGAAAGCCACAAACGAUCGCAACGCUGUGCUGGAUGGUCCUGUUUCUGAAACACGCCGGGAACAAAGCGGAGAGAGCUGUUUCGCAGAGCAAGCCGACAAAGACAUACUCGACACGGACAUUAAAGCCAAAAGGUCGUCGGAAAAUGAAGGGACGGAGGAGAAACGUGAGUUGGACCACCUGCCUCUACCGAGAAGUCCAAAUACCGCACUUUCGAAACAAAAUCAGACCAGGCUCAGCCCUUUUGACAUCAAUUCCCAAGAGACCGGGAAGCUCAGUUCACCGCAAUGUCCCAUUGUCGAUACGCCAGCACCCAAAACAAUACCCAACGAGUUCUUAGCCGAAAUGUUCCAGUUCAAGUCCCCGACAACAGGCGAACAGCUUUUGACACUUCGCCUUGAUGCCACUGCUGAGACACCAUCUUCGCAAGGUGAGGUAAAUCUACCAAAGACGCCACUGUUCUCUUCCAGCGUCACCCUGCCCUCCUCAGAGAGGACGCUGACAGUGCCGGGAAGGAUCGUCAUCAAUGUGGUCGCCGAGCCAAACACGACGCAGCCGCCAGCCAUUCGCGUGCCACGUGAGCAGCCCAUGGUAGAGACCGAGGUGAAAAAGCUUCAGUUGUCAGCUUCGCCUGCGGGAGCCCCUCCAGACAAACACGACACCAAAACAAAGAGCAGACCUGGAUCGGAUGGCGUUCCUGUCGCCGACAGUUUUGUGGCUGGUGUCGAUCCGUCUGUCCGUGCUCCAGUCGCAACAUCUGUAAAUGGCAAACAAGCAACGUCAGAUCAUCCAUCAGUCAGCGAGAGGACGAAUAGCACCACAUCAGCGGCCCCGCAAACCAGGCCAGCCAGCCAACAUUCUCGACGUGAGGCCUUCAAACCCUUAAGUCUUCUCGCUCCGAACAGUGCCAUCCGGCCGAUGUCGGCACAUAUAGGCCACCUCCACCGUUCUCCCGUGGAAGAGCCAUAUCCGGUUCUGGAAGAGGACCUCAGCAGCCGACGGAAACGAUUAGAGGCUCGCUCCGCCGCUAGGGAGUCAUCUACCGAAAAAUCCUGUCCGUCUGACUCCUCCCCCGAGCAGCCACAACCACCCACUAACCUUCAAAAUAUCGGAACGUUCGAUUCCGCAGGCGAAGCGCCCCAAAGGGAGAGCUCAUCCGAGGCAGAUGAAAACAUCACUAACUUGACUGCGAAGGAACAAUGUGAACAAGGAGAGUCCGAAUCGGAAAGCGGAUUAGAAAGCGAGAACACGUCAGCCACAUAUCGAUCCUCCCUGCACAUACCAAUAGAUGGAGCCCAGGAAGAUGCCACGAACCCCCGACUCCAAGAGAUCUUCAUCAAGUUCCCCCUGGUGACUCAAGAUACCGAGCAAACACAAGAACACUACGACACCCCAGUUAACCCAAGUUGGAAUCCUGAAACAGUGGCAUCCGCUGAACAGAUCUCAGGUCGCACUUUGGAUGACAAGGGAAAGAUAAUCCAUCAAUCCGCUCAAGAAAAACUUGAACACAUGCAUCUUAAACGUGAUGACAGCAACGCGGCUCAGCAGCAGCAGUGUGCAACAACGACGAAUCCACCAACACACCAUCGGAUUGUGCGGGAAGACGACAACCAUGAUGAUUACAGGACACCGCCACCUCUACCUCUGUCACCGCCUCCAGAACCACAUCACCUACCAGCGGCGCAUGGUAUAUUUACGCCUGUGAAGGACUCACACGAGGAGUCACAGGUUGUAUCAAACUGUUCAGCAUCUUCUGAGUGUGUCGUUACAGAGGCUGGCGACCUACCAGCACCAGGGCUUCAGAUGGUGACGGCUGACAGCGCCGUUGUAGUACUUGAAGGCAAUGCGGUAGCUGCAACGACGACAGACACCAGCGAAGAGAAAGCAGACACAGUUGGAGUAGCAGAGAGAGGUCCAGCGACAAAUAAAGAUGACCAGGCAAGUUCGAGCCUUUUAGUGGCAGAAGAAAAAGAAGCUGUCGCAGGCUCAGGCGUGAGUGCAAUGGAUGAUCUAGCCUCAGGUAUACCUGGGAGCGAGUAUGUGCCAUUGGUGACGGGGGAGUGUCCACAACCAGAGUCCGAUCUUCAGCACCAAUCGAUCGAAGACAAACAGCACCAGAGGUUUGGCAAGUUUAUCCAGCGUCGCCGAUCCAGGAAAUUGUCCAUGGACAAAGAGUACCACGACAUGAAGCGAAAGCUGUCCGAGGCCAACGCAGGAUUAUCGUCCGUGCAUGCUACACCAGCAGCUGACAGCCCUGGCCGAAGUACACAAAACCUUCACACCGCCUCUGAGGCGCCUGCUGGGAACGCCUCGGAAUAUACGCAGACGCAAGAAGCACAAAUUAGGGGCUCCACAGAAGCUUCUCCUUCGGAACAAACUGGCCAGAAAAACGUUACCAAGCGCCCGGGUAGCCUGGCGAGCACUCGUCGUAAGUCUCGUCCUCUCUCAAUGGACGCCGAGUACUUUGCCAUGAAGAGCCAGUUGCAGCUGCACAAUGGGCGCGCAGGAGGGCACGCCACAGAGGGUCAACCCUCACAACAAUCGGCGGAAACUCAAAGAAGUGGCCAGCCACCAGUACCGGCGGGUAAUAGCGCAAACCACGUCCCGAUGUCAGGAGCUAUCGGAAAGGAAGGAGGUACCAGCCAAUCGCAAUCAAAGCCACCGGUCGCUGACCGGACGGCGGCCAGGGCCGCGUUCCGUCGGCGCAGCGGCCGUCUGUCGAUGGACAAGGAGUUUUUCGAGAUGCGCGCUCAGCUGGCGUUACAUAACGGAGGUCACCACAACAACGAGGUGAAGAUGGCGCCGCCGGGGAGCGACUCGGAGGGGCCGGUGAGUCCACCCCCAUCACCAGUUUCCGGCCCGCCGCCGGCCGCCGCGCCGCCGUCCCGGGGCACCAGAAGAAUGUCGAUGGAGGAUGAGUUCUUCGCCUGCAGGGCGGCGCACCUUGCGCGUCAUCCGGAACUGGAGCCGGACACAAGCUCUCCGCCGAGCUCUCCGAAAGUGAAGAACCGGUCCUCAACAGAGGAAGGUCACACUGUUAUACCAAAGAGCGAACCGAAUCUGAGGUCUGCUUUGAAACAUCAAUCCCCGGCAUCGGCACGGACAGAUUCUACCAUUCAACCGUCCUCGCAAACACCGACAACCAGUCCCAAGCCUUCCGUGGUAGCACAGACCAUCGACCUAUCGCCGGGCCAACACAGCGCCCCCGCCGCCAGAGCAGCGCCCGACCGUGCCCGUCUGCGGCCGCUCCCACUGGACCCGGACAUCCUGGUGGCCAGGGCUCGCGAGGAGCGUCCCGCGGUGGGGCAACGUGCUCUCGACUCUCCGACCACGCCGCCUUCGUCUCCGUCGUCCGUGCUAAGCCGCACCGGCCGGCCCGGCAGCAUCCGGCAGAGGGUGCGCGAGCUGGAGCGCUCAGCAGCGGAGAGCCCCCGGUCACCCGAGCAGCAGUCGGCCCCGGAGCCAUUCAGUCGCACCGACAGGCCGGGCAGCGUGCGCGAUAAGGUCCGACGCUUCGAGAUGACACAGCGGGGAGAGCUGCCAGCGGCCGCGCAGCAGGCGGAUGACGGGGAAGGCUCGCCGGUGACGCUCAGAAGACGUUCGACCCACUCGCCGUUCACCAGACUUGGCAGCGGGGACGGCGGAGGCGCGGUCACCUCCCUGUCCGUUCGCCUGCGGCCCUCACCGCCGCCAGUGGCGCAGCGCGCCUCUCAGCCCCCGAGCGGCACACCCUCGCCAACGCCGCUUCAGCGAGGCGUCAGCCAGAGACGGAGCCUUCCCGCCGGCGGCCUGCGCAGGGGAUCGCCGGCCAUCCCUGAAAUUCCGGCGCGGAAGCUGUCCCAUGAACAAAAGACUCCUGCACAAGUUCGAAACGGUGCCCAAGCACCGGGGACAAACAAGAGUAGCAAAGAGUCUCCAUCAGCCCCAAACACUGAGGCGCCACCGGCGAGGGAGAAUAGACGUGACGGUCCUCCGCAUGCUUCUCCAGGGACUCGGCACCAGCCCCACGCGGCUGGAAGUUCUCGCGACACGACGCCCAGCCCGCCCGACCUGAUCAGCUGGCCCUGCACAACGGACGACGAGGUCGCAGACGCACGGAACGCCGAGCCCCGAGCCACCAGUGCGGCCGGGCCGCCCCCGCGCCAGCGCAGCGCGUCCCAGAGGUCGGGCCACUCCAGUCCCUCCGCCUACGAGACGGCCAACGAGACGUCGUUCACGCAGCGCGAGUCCGCCGGGGAGCUGGGCGGCCCGGAGCUGGCGGCGGCCAGGACCGGGAGCCUGGACGGAUCGGUCGGCACAGAGGUCGACCCCCAGAACGACGACGUGUUCACUGACGCCUCGGGAAUGCCGGCACCGGUGACGUCGACCGUGACGUCCCUCUAGUCGCAGCGCGGCGAGCUUCGUUUGGUAACUUGUUUCGUGGUGGACGUGCAGUGCAGUAGCCAAGUGCAGAGAAUGUGCUGCUGCCUGUACGACGUGAUUACGAUAAGAUUGUGAUGUGAUUCGCUGAGCUGUGAGUGAUGUUGCGGCUUCUUUUACCGUAGGCUCUGACAGAAUAAGGCAGGGGCGGCGGAUGGCGAGGGAACUGUGUACUCGAGCGCACUGUAUGUUCUAAGUGGUUUUCUAGGUGGUCCUGUCAAUUGAUUUAAAUCAGCUUUAUAACUAUGCCAGUCAUGUGAUUAUUACACAAAUAUAGUUCUUGUAUGUCAGCACAAUAGAUCACAAAGCUUGUUCGUACGUAAUCCAGGCUCUACAGAGAACUGCAGCCUUUUCCUAUGAUGCUUUAUUUGUAAUACAUGAUUCAUAAGUAA
Molecule: messenger RNA, 9403 nt
Organism: Amphibalanus amphitrite
Lineage: Eukaryota; Metazoa; Arthropoda; Thecostraca; Balanomorpha; Balanidae
Product: protein piccolo-like
Exons: 3
Coding region: 267-8975 (2902 amino acids)
Source: RefSeq, a predicted model, not a curated record